AUGUCAAGUCAAAUGGAAGAAGUCAAAGCACUGAUUCAUUCAAGUAAAGUCUUUAACGAAGACACUGUGACCAAUGAGGUUGAGUGGUUCUACGGUCCAUUGGGUAUCCACGAAUUCUACUUUAUGGGCCAGUCACCACAAGUUAUCGCACACCAUAUCAAGAGUCUUAUUGCUGCCAAGCUCAUGUCCAAAGCCUCGAAUCGCCCUGAUGUCAAACUCGAGCAAGAAGACGACAAUGGAGCUUUCUUCUCUGUGCUAAGUAACGUCGUGGGCAGUACCAAUGAGCCCAGUCGUCGUGCUGCUCGUUAUGAUGCUGGUAUCACGGAGACUGAAGUACUGGAACGUCGUCUUGAGAAACACUAUUUCAGUGGCUCUAGUGGUGUCAUUGGUGACGGUGUCAAAGCCGGUUAUCAAUACUUGGAAAAAACAGAAGCUACCAAGAGACGUACCUAUCGGAUGCAAUGCUACCGUUCUAGUGGUGUCCUCGACCCCCUUUCUGUACCUUACCACGUACGCAUGUACUUCUUACAAGAACCGAUCUUUGCAGAUCCCAAUGUGAGCGAAACCGAGACCGACAUCAAUAAAGUGGCUGACAAGGUAUUCCUUGAACGCUCUGGUCCACACCUUAAAGAAGUUUACCAAGAGUGCAUCAUUAAAGCCAUGGCUCAAAUGACCCCUGCUUUUCAUUCUGAGGUCUGGACUGAGUCAGAUGGUUCCAAGAUGGCUCGUCUUGCUAUUGCCUAUCGUAGCGGUGCUACGCACUCAUACUUUUCCAGUAUCGCCGACGUCUACCGUCAGCACGGCCUGUUCUCACAACGCAAGUACGCCGAGUUUUUCGCCAAUGGUAUCGUCAUCUACACCUUUUACCUGCAAAUGCUUGAUAAACCUGCAGCCGGUAAAGGGUCGUUUAAUGACCGUCUCAGUGCCGUUGUGAACGACGCCUCAAUGCACUUUACGCUGCCUCGCACGUCGCUCACUCCCAUGCUCACGGAUGGUUUGUUAACACCACAGCAGAUUGCUUACGCGUACGCAGCUUGGAAGUUUACGUUUCAUUUCAUGCAUCGACUGCCCGAGUCAUUUGCCAUUGUGAGCAAGUCGCUACGUGACCGCGACCCGAACGCGUUUGCUCGUCUGGAGCAGCUCCGCUCCACCAUGAAACUCAAUACGUACACAGAGUCACAGAUUCUGGACCAUAUUCUAAGCUCGGCUGAGAUUGUCAAGAUUCUUUACGCGGAGUUCCAGGCCCUGCACGAACCAACAAAGGACAGAAAGCGUGCCGAAGUAAACAUUGGCGCUACGCUUUCGACAUUGCGCAAGUCUAUUGUGGCCGAGCAGGCCUUGCAGAUCUUUUCUUUGUUCCACGUGUUUAACAAGCACAUCAAGAAGACCAACUUCUUUGCCAACGACAAGGCUGCUCUUGCCUUUCGCCUUGACGGUAAGUUUCUGAGCAAGACGGAAUUCCCGGAUGAACCCUACGCCGUUAUCUACGUCAUUGGCUCGGAGUUCCGUGGCUUCCACGUUCGCUUCCUCGACGUUGCUCGUGGUGGAAUCCGAAUGAUUCGCUCCUCGCAUGCCCAAGUGUACCUGAACAAUGCUUCGUCACUCUUUGACGAGUGCUACGGCCUCGCCUCGACGCAGCACCGUAAGAACAAGGACAUCCCGGAGGGUGGUUCCAAGGGUGUUGUGCUGCUCAACCAGGCUCACCAGGACAAGGCGGAUGUUGCUUUCCGCAAGUACAUUGACGCCGUGCUCGAUCUCAUGCUCAUGAAGGAGCCUGAAGAGGAUAUUCUGUUUCUGGGUCCCGAUGAGGGUACGGCACACCUCAUGGACUGGGCCAGCUCGCAUGCCAAGAAGCGUGGCUACUUGUACUGGAAAGCCAUUACGACGGGCAAGUCGGCUUCGCGUGGUGGUAUUCCGCACGACGUGUAUGGCAUGACCACCCAUAGUGUACGCGAGUACGUAAUUGGUAUCCAGCGCAAGCUGCAACUUCAAGCGCCUAUCACCAAAGUACAGACAGGUGGUCCUGACGGUGACCUUGGUAGCAACGAAAUUAAGAUGAGCCCGCAAGAGGAGACCAUCGCUAUCGUGGACGGUUCGGGUGUAUUGUAUGAUCCCAAGGGCAUCGACCGCGAGCACCUUGUAAAGCUUGCAGACGAGCGUAGCCCUAUCUCGGGUUUCGACACAAGCAAGCUGUCUUCGGAGGGCUAUUCAGUCCUCGUCUCGCACAACGAUGUCACACUUCCCAAUGGCGAGGUGGUGGAGAACGGCACGGAGUUCCGUAACUUCUUUCACUUGCGCCCAAGCCUGACGGCUGACUUUUUCGUGCCGUGUGGUGGUCGCCCGGCUGCCGUAAACCUCAACAACGUCGAGCAGUUCAUGUACCGGGAAGAUGGCCGCACGCUCCGGUUCAAGUACAUCGUGGAGGGCGCUAAUCUCUUUUUCACGCAAGACGCCCGUUCUCGUCUCGAAGAUGCCGGUGUGAUCCUGUUCAAGGACGCUUCGGCCAACAAGGGUGGUGUCACCUCGUCGUCUCUCGAGGUGCUGGCUGCUCUUUCCAUGACGGAUGAGGAGUUUGCUGAGCACAUGCAGGUUGACGAAGCCACCGGCAAGCGCCCAGCUUUCUACGCUGAUUAUGUAAGCGAAGUGCAGAAGCGUAUCGAUUUAAAUGCCCAGCGGGAGUUCGAGUGCAUCUGGCGUGAACACGAGCGCUCGGGCACGUACUACUCAGUGCUGACAAAUCAGCUCAGUGAGCGUAUUACGGACCUAAGUGCCAAGAUCCAGCACUCGACACUCUGGGAAAACGCGCUGCUGCGCGAGAAGAUCUUCGAGGACGGCUUUCCCAAAAUUCUUUUGCUCAAGACCUCAAAAGAGGAGCUCCUAAAGCGCUUGCCGGAAAGUUACACGCGUGCUUUUUUCGCGUCGCAACUUGCGAGCCGCUUCAUCUACAGCGUCGGCCUCGGCGCUCCCGAGUUCUCGUUCUACGAAUUCAUCGAGAAACUCAUUGGCGGCAAGUAA
Peronospora farinosa is the source of this 3015-nucleotide messenger RNA. NCBI's taxonomy places the organism in Eukaryota, Oomycota, Peronosporomycetes, Peronosporales, Peronosporaceae. The record is from the annotation of a GenBank genome assembly.